AACCACUUCUGCAGUGCCAUUUCACACGGUUUCUACUUUUCUUACACAACAGAAGGACCUGCAGAACGUGAGAAAGAAUGGCAUCAACUGCAGUUCAGAUGCUAUGUGUGGCUCUCGGCACCAUCGGGUUGAUUGGGGUCAUCAUCUGUUCUGGCCUCCCUCGCUGGGUCGUGGGACAUCAGGGUGAUACGGAAUUUCAUUACGGUCUGUUGAUGGAGUGUCAGAACCAGAACACCGGACUGAUGCAGUGCACAAAGUUUGACUCCAUACCCUCUGAACUUCAGGCAGCCCGGGCCAUGACCGCCAUCAGCUGCAUCUUUGGUAUUCUCAGCCUCCUCUUCCUGUCUUUUGGUGCCAACUUCACCACAUGUAUUCAGAACAAAAACUCCAAGACCAAAAUGAUCCAGGCAGCUGGAGUGGGCCUGAUGCUGGCCGGCCUGCUGGUGAUCAUCCCGGUCAGCUUGGUGGCACAUAAUAUUUUGAGAAACAAACAAUGUCUCUCUAGAGACAUUGGGGCUAGCAUCUAUAUCGGCUGGGCAGCUGGCAUGCUGAUGAUCCUGACUCAAGGUCUGCUCCUCAGCUUUGGCAGACCCAGAGCUGCUGGUGCUCUCAGCAGCUCUGGAGCUGCCAGAAUCUCUUCCAGAACCUCUUCCACAACCGUUAGUUCUGGAGGAGUAACCGCCACUUCCGUUGCUUUAGUAUCCAGCUACCACAGCGACAGAGUUUAAGCUCCAAGCAACUUAAUUUAGAGGAUUGAUGGAAGGGCCUGGUGUCCAAUAGACGGGUAGACAAACGAGCUGAUUCGGUAAAAACUAGGAAGACGACACCAGAGAUAGUAAAUAUUAUCCUGACAAUAAAUGGACCAAAUUAUCACUUCCAUACUUUUAGCAUUUUGUAGUAGAAGGCAUGUGCUCUGUAACACAUCAGACUUUUACUUUUCUAUUGGCAAAAUUCCCAGAAUUUUUAUUAAAAUGUCCUGAAAUUUGACUUCACAAAGCUCCUAAGGAAAAUUAUUUUAA
Molecule: messenger RNA, 1019 nt
Organism: Poecilia latipinna (sailfin molly)
Lineage: Eukaryota; Metazoa; Chordata; Actinopteri; Cyprinodontiformes; Poeciliidae
Product: claudin-4-like
Exons: 3
Coding region: 78-728 (216 amino acids)
Cellular component (GO): membrane; bicellular tight junction
Molecular function (GO): structural molecule activity
Source: RefSeq, a predicted model, not a curated record